This is a messenger RNA of Dufourea novaeangliae, 5847 nucleotides long. Its product is annotated as neuroblastoma-amplified sequence-like. The transcript has 19 exons. Gene Ontology annotation, biological process: retrograde vesicle-mediated transport, Golgi to endoplasmic reticulum. Gene Ontology annotation, molecular function: SNARE binding. Bases 91 to 5847 code for a protein of 1918 amino acids. Gene Ontology annotation, cellular component: Dsl1/NZR complex; endoplasmic reticulum membrane. The record is from RefSeq and is a predicted model, not a curated record. NCBI's taxonomy places the organism in Eukaryota, Metazoa, Arthropoda, Insecta, Hymenoptera, Halictidae.
CUUCUAUUGGCUUACUUCUGUGGUGGUGAACAAGUAAAUUUCACUUAAGCUCACUUAUCUUCUGUAGCAGGUUAUGUUUCUGGCCUCAAAAUGAUUAAUUGCAAUGAAGUGUCAAGUGAAAAUGAACCUAUACUUUAUGAAUUGCUAGAGUAUUUUGUUCGCAAACAAGAACCGGAAUUAAUUAAAUGCAAAAACGAUGCUAUAAUAUUACCGACAACUGGAACAAUUAAAAAUGCACUCAGGUAUCUGAAUAAUAGGUACAGCUUACCAGAAAGCAUAUCACAGCAAAUCAGUCUUACUUUACCAUGGAAAUUUGCAAUUGGAGAUUCUGGAAGAUUACUUGCUGUUUUACAAGAAAAUGUCAUAGAAAUACGAAAAGCAAAAGAUGAGUACUCAUCAGUUGUUGGGAAAGCCUGUGUUCCGAAGGAUGCUUUCUCACAGUGGCGCAAAUUAUCUUGGAGCCCAGAUGGAACACUUUUAGUAUUAGCGUCUAGUAAUGGUUGCACUUCCUUUUAUAAUGCUCUGGGAAAUAAUAUUUUUAACAUAAGUCCAAAGACUGUUUCUCAGAACCCUCAGAUUUUAGAAGCUGGUGACGCUAUAGCUUCUAUGAUAUUUCUUAAACCAAGAACAAAAUCUGAAAAGUGGUCUUAUGAGUUCAUGUUGAUUACAUACAGUGGCCUGCUCAGAUCUUAUCACAUUUCACUGAACAAUGGAUUUGAAGCGAAUUAUGAAUUCUCUUUUGGCCAUUUUUAUAAAAAUGGGGUCAAUGCAGUUGUUUAUGAUGAGAAACAUUGUCUUUUCUAUGUUGCUGGAAAUACAAUAACUCGAAAAUUAACGUCAACAGCUUCAGAGAGUGGUUUAACAUCAUGGAGACCCUUAGAUGAUUACCCGUAUUGCAAAUUGACAUUUGCCUUUGAUGAUGAAUCAAAAACUCAGUCAAGAUUUUCUAUAUGGAACAUUAUUCCAUCAUUAAGUUUGCAACCAGAAUCAAUUAUAUUCAAAAUAAAGAUCUCUCCAAAUAGUCAAUACAUGAUAUGUAUGCACACUGAUGGUUCUAUAUCCUUGUGGGGGUUACCAAAUUUAUUAUUACAAAAGAAAUGGAAAUUGUCUGAGCAGCCAGAUUUUAAUAUACCGAAUCCAUUUGGACAUGCAAAAUUAAAGAAGUUUCCACCAGGUAUUACAGAAUUCCAUCCAUUAGAUAUUGGUUGGUGGUCUGAUCAGACAAUUAUAAUUGCAAGAUAUGCUGGAUCUAUUUCUGUGUGUGCUACAAAAAACCUGAAGAAUCUUUUAGGAACAAGUCCAGAAUUUCUAACCGGACAACCACAGAUAUGUGAGCUUGGUUCAGAUCGAGGCUUUUUGUGUUUGGACUCUGAAACCUUUAUAACAAGUAAAAAACGAAAUAGGGAAUCGAAUGUGGAAGGCCAAAUAUCAGAAGCCUCAUCAGAAAGUGAAGAAGAAGAUGAGUUAGAACCAGUCAGCAUAUUAAAUUAUACCACAAAUUUAAUGCAAAGUACUUUGUACUCCAUAACCGACAUCGAAAGAUUUCAGCCUAAAAGAAAGAAAUCAAAAGUAUUGUUUAGAACAUACAGAAUCCUUGGUUUAAAAAGUACAACACCUGAAGAACUUUAUUCGAGGAAAAUCGACAUAGAGGAAUACGAAGAAGCUUUGGCCUUAGCUAAUACAUACAACUUAGACACUGAUCUCGUUUAUCAGACACAGUGGCGAAAAUCUAAAUUAUCUUUGAACGCUAUUCAAGAACAUUUGAGUAAAGUUACCAAACGAUCUUGGGUCCUACACGAAUGUGUGACCCGCGUUCCAGAUACUAUUGAAGCAGCAAGAGAAUUAUUAAAUUUUGGAUUGAAAGGUGCUAACUUGGAAACACUAAUAGCUGUUGGGACAUGUGACAAUGGAAAAUUUGUAGCGGACAACACAGAUGAAGACUGGAAUGAUAUGGAUGAAGUUAGUGUAAGUUUACGACAGGCACAGAAAGCAAAUGUAUUACUCGAUAAGAUUGAUGUCAAUAAUUUGUCUGAUGCUCAGAUUGAUUUAAUUAAAUAUAGAAGAAAACUUCUACAUCAUUUGGACAAAUUACUCACAUACGAAAUUAUUUUGGGAUCCUCGUUAAAAUACGAUAAAAACUUUUACGAAGAAUUUCGACAACUUUCAGCGGUUGAAAAUGCAAUUAGAUUUGCCAAAAAUAGUGAUUGCCAAGGGGUUGAAAUUAUGUUUACUUAUUAUGGAGAAAGUUUGCUACCUCACUGGCUAGCGAUCAUCAGCUUCUUCCCAGAAACAUUAAAUCCAUUGAAAUAUAAGGAGCUCCUACCAAAGUGUGACACCGAUAAUCAAUUGUUUUUGCUUGAUCAACAAGAAUUACGACAAAAGGAUUGGUCCGAGAAGACUGAAUUCAACGAAGUAGUUAGUCUGGACAAUGAUGAUAAGUCAGAGCUACUUUAUGAAUCCAAUCCAUCGUUAUCCGUAUAUAGAGGUACCACACUUACGCCGGAAUUGUUGCAAAAAUGGUACGAAUCGAGAGCCUACCAAAUUGAAAGAAAUAGUUAUAUGGUUGACAAUGCUUUACAAUUAAUAAAAAUUGGGAAAUCUCAUAACAUUAAUGGUUUAGAAAAUUUACUGUUUGAUUUGGAAACAUUAGACGAUCUUCUUUAUAAAGUUUAUCUAGAAGAUCUGUCUUUAGAUCAACUACAAAAGUUGUCUAAUUUAGAAAAAAUUAAACUGUUAAUGAGCAUGACUACCGAGAAAAGUUUUGUCGAUGAUAUCAAAAAUUUCGUGCUCCCAUUUAUAAAAAGAAUACAUCAAUAUUUGGAUGGCGAACUACAAAGACAUUUAUUCAACGAUUAUUUAAUAUGUAUCAGCCAAGAAGAUCUCAAAUUACCAGUAAAACUUUUUGAAUACUUGAAAGUAUCUCAGGAUAAUGAAAUUCUGCAGAUGAUAGAGGACAUUAGCACUUUGGCCUUGGAUUGCACAUAUGCUUGCAACGAUCCUAACAUGUAUGAGAAAGCGAUGUGUAUAGUAGAGUCUGUUGCAAAAGACCGAGAUGGAAAGAGAAGUAGUGGAAUAAUCUCUUUGCUUGAAGAACUAGACAGAGAACUCGAGUGUACAAAAAUCUUAAAUAAAUAUGAUGUUAAGACCACUUUGAAUGCAUUGAGAAAAAACAAGAGCGACCCUGAAGUUGUGAAACAAUUGUUAGUUCAGAUGGCAAGAACCUUGCAUAAAAUAGUUCCAACUCCUGACGAAAGACAGUGGACACAGUUACUGAACGAGAUGUUGGAAAUUCAUUCUUUGACCUUUACCUGUGUUGACAUAGAAAUAUGCUUUGAAAUCUGUGUGUCAUCGCGGUUAGUAUCAGGUGUUAAAUCUAACAUACAAACGUGUGCGGCACUAAUUGAAACUAAGAAAAACGAACAAUCCCUGUUAAAAGUGUCCUAUGAAAAAGCAGUAAAUUUGAUCCUUGAGGCCAGCAAAGAAUAUUUUAAUAGCUCUAAAUCCCUCACUGAUUCUAACAUGGAACUGGCUAAAGCUUGCCUGCAUCUAAUUGUAGAUGAUAAUGCACAAAUCAAAGAAGAAUAUGAUCUCAUUAAUUCACUUCAAAUACUGAAUGAAUUCAAUGUCCAUAUACUACCACUUCAAGUCAGGCUAAUGCAGGAUAGGUUAAAGUUGAUACAAGACUGCUUAAACAGGCGAGCCGAUGCUCACAAAAGUCGUCAAAGAUUACUAACUCUGGCAACUUAUCUACGAAUCGAAGUGAAUAAUAGCAGAGCGAGAGAAGGAAAAGUUUUGGAAUUGAUAGCAAGAAAAGCACUCGAGGUAAAGGACUUUAGCGUCUGCGCCACUAUCUGUCAACAAUUAAUGCAGAAUAAUUACGUUCCUGCUUGGUCAGUUGCAUUCGAUUUAGGAUGCUGUGAAGGAUAUGACGAUCUAAAGACUAGACAAAAAUGUCUGUGGUUUGCAAUAAACAAAGGGCCUAACGACAUACUAAAUAAAGCACUGGAUCAAAUACAUUUGAUAGAAAUACAAAUGUUGCACAAAGAUUUGGAAUUAUGGAUACCUCCUGAUGAACCUGAUAAUCGAAACGAUGCUGAUGACGUAGACAGCGAAGAAGAAUUUAUAGAUGCAAUGACUACCCCUCAAAUGGAAACAAAAGAAUUCGUUCCAAAAGUGUUAGAAGCUUCCACAGAAAUAGUAAAGACUUCUGCAAGUAUUAUGAAAAAAUCAACGUUUGGUUUAAUAAAAAAUAUCAGCGAUACGAAUUUCUGGAAAUCUAGAUUAAGUCUCGGUUUUGCAAGUGACCAGGUCAACGAUGUAGAACAUAAUGACAAGGAAAGUCAUGAAGAUGAUAACGACGUCCAAAGUUUUCCAUGUUUUUAUGAAUGUUUACAUGAAAGAGGUAGACUUAGUAAUUUGGAUACUAAGUAUGUAAGCUAUUCGAUGCCAGAUAUAGAAAAUACAAAAUUAAGAUGUUGUCGCGCCUUUUUGAGGAUAACAAUGUUAAGUGAAUCGUCAUGCUAUGGUUUAGAAGUGAGCGACAUUAAUCAUUUAUUUUUAGAAUGUGCAAAACAUACUAUACAAGAAGAUUGGCUGUUAGGAAUGUCUUAUUUAUUUAGUAUACAGAAAAAUUGUAUAAAAGAGACGCAACAUAUUUUAACUGAACUAGCCCAAACAGAAUUGUAUAGUCAGACAGCAAUGUAUUAUUAUUCUUUGGUGCUACAUAAACAGUUGUAUAGAGACUUUGAAAAUUUAUAUUUAUUUAAACCGUUAAGUUUAAUGCGAAAAAUAAUUAACAUAGCGCAUAAGUAUAAGGAAUCCGAUAUCUACGAGGGUUUUAAGUAUUGGCAAACACGUUUGCUUAAUGGUCAGGAAGUAGAUGACUUCAAAUUUUUUGAUUCGAAUCAAAUAGUUGAGGACAAUCCUAUUCAAAGUUCAAUGAUAAUUUCUGAAGAAUCUAAGGAAGAGAAAAGAUCCACUGAAGAACUGACCUCUCAGAUUGAUGGAAAGGAUAAAGUUAACAAAAAUUAUUCUGAGUCUAAUAUCAAAGACGAAGUAGAGUGGACGAAUGACUGGGGCAAUUUUUCCGAUGAAGACAUAGGAGAAACUAUAGAAAACAAGAAAAACAUUCCAGAACACGAAGCGGAUAUAGAUAGUAUUUCAUUAGCGAAAGAAAUUGGUGAUUGUAAAAUGGAAAAAGACCGCUUUGAGGCGUUUGAAAGAGUACAUGAUAAAAUACGAACUGAGAAUCAUUAUUAUGAAAUAAAGGAAAUAUUAUUGCAAUGGCCUAAAUUUAACGAUCCUGUAUACACAACUAUUGACAAACAUCCGAUUUUAAAAAUGAUGAAACUAGCGAUUGUGUGUAUACACGAAAAUGAUAAAAACUAUAACAAACAGAUUUUUCAAGAAUAUAAGGAUUUAAUGGAAGCUUUAUCUUCACAGGACGUGUUUAAGGAAUUCUUAAAUAAAGAAGAAAUUCCGUUAGCACACGCGAUUUAUAUCAGGUUGAACAUGGAUGAUCCAGUAUUUCACGCAGAAGCUAUAAAUAUUCUUAAUGAAAGGCACAAAGAAAUGACAUUAACAGCGCCAAUAUUAGAAACGUUAUUUUUAAAAAAUUUAACGGCAUCUUUCGAUCCGAAUCACGAAGUAUAUGGGCAAGUUAUCGAGCAUGUACUCGUCAAUCGAUCUUUGUCAAAUACCAGAAAGAAUGCGGAAAUUCUUGUACGAGAAUUAAAGAAAAACAAGCAUAUAUCACACGCUUUAUGCAUAAUCAGAUUAAUGGAGGAUAUACCACCAUCUUUGUGCACGUUUGAUACUUGUUUCGAACUUCUCAUGAAAAACUUCUGA